Messenger RNA from Rhipicephalus sanguineus (brown dog tick), 1247 nucleotides. Its product is annotated as glutamine synthetase-like. Gene Ontology annotation, molecular function: glutamine synthetase activity. The record is from RefSeq and is a predicted model, not a curated record. Bases 4 to 1095 code for a protein of 363 amino acids. Gene Ontology annotation, cellular component: cytoplasm. NCBI's taxonomy places the organism in Eukaryota, Metazoa, Arthropoda, Arachnida, Ixodida, Ixodidae. The transcript is spliced from 6 exons.
GCGAUGGCAACUCCAAGACCGGACGUUUUCAAGAAAUAUCUGGAGCUGGAACAACCGGGCGACCAGGUGUUCUGCACGUACGUGUUCGUCGAUGCCACGUUGGAGAAUGUGAGAUCGAAGAUGAGAGUGCUCAGCUACGAACCGCUAUCACCCGAAGAAUGUCCGAAGUCCACGUUUUGUGGCAAGGGUACUGGCCAGUGGCCAGACGCGGACGUCAACUCUGAACUGUACCUGGUGCCAGUAGCUCUGUUUAGGGAUCCCUUCCUCAAGGGCCGGAACAAGCUGGUUCUCUGUGAAGUUCUCAACUCGGACGAUCAACCGAAUGAGACGAACACACGCCGCCCUUGCAAAAUGGCGAUGGAAGCUGCGAAGGACGAAGAGCCCUGGUUCGGCAUCGAGCAGGAGUACGUGCUUCUGGAAAGAAAUGGCUUGCCGAUCGGCUGGCCCAGUCAGCGCCACGCCUUGAAAGGCACCCAGGAAUACUUCUGCGCGGUGGGCGCUGAGAACAUUGCCGGCCGGCAAGUUGCGGAUGCACACGUCAAAGCGUGUUCAUACGCCGGCGUCAAGCUUUAUGGCUCCAACGGCGAAGCCGUCAUCUCUCAGUGGGAGUAUCAGAUCGGGCCUUUGCCGGGUGUGGAGGCGGGCGACCACCUCUGGAUAUCCCGCUACAUUCUACAGCGAGUGGCCGAGGACUUCGACGUCGUAGUCAGCUUCGAGCCACGGCCGUUCAAGAGCUCCGAAGUGCCGGGUGGCGCGGGUCACAUCAACUUCAGCACCAAGUCAUCACGAGGCGAAGGAGGCCUCGAUUGGAUCAACAAGGCUAUCACCAAGCUGGAACUCAAUCACGAGCUCCACCUGGCAGCAUACGAUCCCAGAAAAGAGAAGUCCAACGAAGAGCGGCUGAAAGGCAAUCUGCUGGCUACACCCCAACGCGAGUUUUCUGCUGGCGUCGCCAGCAAGACGGUGUGCGUGCGCGUGCCCCGACAGACUCAGGUAGCUGGUCGAGGAUUUUUAGAAGACCGCCGGCCAGGCGCAAACGUGGAGCCUUACCGAGCCAUGCAAGCUCUCGUUCAAACCCUCUGUUUGGCGAAAUAACGCUUCCUCAACAUUCGCUCGCGCAUACAUACUGCUGGGCACAUACCGUAUUUACUCGAAUCCAGGCCGGCCCCGAUUCUAAGCCGACCCCCGAAAUUCGCAAGGCCAGAAAAGAAAAAAACCUAUUCAUUGUACUCGAAUCUAAGCCGACC